CUGAGUAUAACUAGUCGCGACAAAAAGUCCCAAAUUACGAUUCAGGCUGCUGCUUGGCACUGCUCCGAAGAGAGAGGGAGGGCGAGAGAGAUUCGAGUGCCUGGUGUCUGAAGAAGAGUCGAUAGUAGAGAAUAUAUAUAUAUAUAUAGAGAGAGAGAGAGAGAGACGAUGCCGGAGCAGACGACGCCGAUAGAUAUAGUGAUGGAGGCAGCAUCAGGGCCUCAUUUCUCAGGCCUGCGACUCGACGGCCUCCUCUCUUCUCCUUCUUCUGGUCGCUCGCCGGCGCUUCCUCUUUCUUCUUCAUCUUCCUCAACCCUAGCCGACUCCAAUGGCCCCAAACAGCCCUUCGUCAUCGGAGUUUCGGGAGGUACGGCUUCUGGUAAGACGACAGUGUGUGACAUGAUCAUUCAACAGCUUCAUGAUCAUCGCGUUGUGCUUGUGAAUCAGGAUUCAUUUUAUCGUGGUUUGACAGCUGAAGAAGCAAAACGUGUGCAUGAAUAUAAUUUCGAUCAUCCCGAUGCUUUUGACACUGAGCAGUUUCUAGAGUGCAUUGAGAAACUCAGAUGUACCCAAUCUGUACAGGUUCCAAUAUAUGAUUUUAAAAACCAUCGCAGGUGUUCGGAAAGUUUCCGGCAGGUAAAUGCAUCUGAUGUAAUCAUCUUGGAGGGAAUUCUGGUUUUCCAUGAUCCACGUGUCCGCAACUUGAUGAAUAUGAAGAUUUUUGUUGACACAGAUGCUGAUGUGAGGCUUGCUCGUAGAAUAAGGCGUGAUACAGUUGAGAGGGGUAGGGACAUAAACUCUGUGCUUGAACAGUAUGCAAAGUUUGUGAAACCUGCUUUUGAUGAUUUUGUCCUGCCAUCAAAGAAAUAUGCUGAUGUUAUCAUACCCCGGGGAGGUGAUAAUCAUGUCGCCAUUGAUUUAAUUGUCCAACAUAUCCGCACAAAACUUGGUCAGCAUGACCUCUGCAAAAUAUAUCCCAAUGUUUAUGUUAUUCAGUCAACAUUCCAGAUAAGAGGAAUGCAUACACUUAUUCGAGAUUGUGGUAUAUCAAAGCAUGAUUUUGUAUUUUAUUCGGAUCGGCUUAUUCGUCUGGUUGUGGAGCAUGGCCUUGGCCAUUUACCAUUUACUGAGAAACAAGUAGUUACUCCAACAGGGUCAAUGUAUACUGGGGUUGACUUUUGCAAGAAAUUGUGUGGAGUUUCCAUUAUUCGAAGUGGUGAAAGUAUGGAGAACGCAAUGCGUGCUUGUUGCAAAGGAAUAAAAAUUGGAAAAAUUCUGAUCCACCGUGAUGGUGACAAUGGGAAGCAGCUUAUAUAUGAAAAGCUUCCCAAGGAUAUUUCGGAAAGGCAUGUCUUGCUUCUCGAUCCAGUUCUUGCUACAGGCAACUCUGCUAACCAAGCAAUCGAGCUACUUAUACAGAAAGGAGUUCCAGAAUCCCACAUAAUAUUUCUAAAUCUCAUUUCUGCCCCCGAGGGAAUACAUUGUGUUUGCAAGCGGUUCCCAUCCUUGAAAAUUGUCACCUCAGAGAUUGAUGUAGCAUUGAAUGAAGAAUUCCGUGUCAUACCAGGUUCUUGUACCUGUUCUCGGGCAUACUUGAAGUCGUUCAUAUUUAUUGGCCCAACGUCUGAACUCUCAUUCAUCACAGCUUUCUUCUGUCAAAAGCGCAAGGUGUACAAGUGAUCAGUAAACCUGUUCCGAUAUGUGUUUGUUGCAAAUGAAACUUUUGUUUUAAAGUUGAAGAAUUAAAGUGUGAUGAGAAGAGAUUGCAGAUGA
Molecule: messenger RNA, 1773 nt
Organism: Camellia sinensis
Lineage: Eukaryota; Viridiplantae; Streptophyta; Magnoliopsida; Ericales; Theaceae
Product: uridine/cytidine kinase UKL1, chloroplastic
Molecular function (GO): kinase activity; ATP binding
Source: RefSeq, a predicted model, not a curated record